AUGGAUGUCACCGAAUCAUGGAUCCGUUUCGGAAUCCUCGGAGUUGUCGCUAUAAACUUUGCUCAUGUUCAAAAUAUUCGAAAAAUAUUGAACUGAAUAAAAUAUAUUUUAGAUUGGUUUAGCGAUCUAUUACUUUCCCGAACUUGUCAUUUUUGCGGAAGCGAUCGUAUGGAGAUUUAUGAACACUCAAAAUGUAAAAAUUGUGAGCUAAUCUCGAAUAGUUUCCGAUUUCAGGAAUGCUCUAUCUCAGAGCCUUCAUUUUCAGAAGAUCUGGAGGUAGAGUUUAUAGAAAAUUUUUUUAGCAAAAUUUCAUUUUUCGAAGCUGGAAGAAGAAGAAGAAGAAGAAGAGGAAGAAGAAAAAGAAGAACAAGAACAAGAACAAGAACAAGAACAAGAACAAGAAGAACAAGAAGAAGAAGAAGAAGAAGAAGAGCUGGCUUAUCAUCAUGACUCGGUUUUAUUUGGACAGGCAAAUCAUUAUGAGAAAGAGGAGAACGAAUUCUCAGAUGAAGUAAAUCUGUUUUAUCAAGGUGAGAAUGUACUCCGACUAGGAAUCCUUUAUGAAUGUCUUUGUUUCUGCGAAAAAGUCAAUUAAGGAUGAUGAAAAUCAGUUGAAAAAAAAUGAAUCGUUGAAAAAAAAAAAUGGAAAAAAUAUCAAGAGGAUUGAGUCGAGACGGGGAUCGAACUUGGGACCCUGUGGACCGUAGACAGCCACACAACCUGUUGCGCUACGGCGCGCCCCUAAAGUUCUCCUUCUAUUUAGUUUUAAAUUUGGUUUGAAAAUGAUAACCCCUGGCUAAAAAUAUGAGAAGAAGGCUUUUUCAACAUUCCGCCUGGGUAAUUUUUCAAGUUCUCAGACAGUCUUGAAGAAGAACAAGCGGCUGAUCUACCGGAAAGACAAUGUCGACGUCAUGCAGAAGACCAUUCAUUACUUGUCCGAAGGCAAAAGUUUAAAAUCUUAGCUUUAUUUAUAUAAUCUUAUCUUUUCGCAGUUUCAAAGGUUGGACUUCUGACAGGACAACAAUCCGCGAAAGGUCGCAAUCACGUACAAAAGUCCGGUUACGACGGCGACGCUGA
This is a messenger RNA of Caenorhabditis auriculariae, 1077 nucleotides long. NCBI's taxonomy places the organism in Eukaryota, Metazoa, Nematoda, Chromadorea, Rhabditida, Rhabditidae. The record is from the annotation of a GenBank genome assembly.